AACCUUAUUUUUAUAUUAUUUACAAAACAUUUGUACGUGCUAGAAUGUUAUCCCGUAGAAGGCACAUGGGUGCGAAUUUGCACCUCCUGAAAAUUUCAAGUUGAGUAUUUAGAGACAAGUGAGAACACAGGUCUUUCCCCACUACGUUAAAUAUGUGUGAGAACUCCAAUGUCUGAUACCAUGAUAUACAGUGUCAAUUGCGCUUUACUCUCCGAGAGGCAAACGUCGAAAGUUGAUGUUGGUGCGUAUUCGCACCUGUGCCUGUAGACGCUGUAAACUUGGUGCUCAAUAAAAAUUACAGGAAAGUGUUUUUUGAUACGUAGCAGCUUCAUUUUGCGAAAUUUUUAUGGAAUGGCUGAAGAGCGUCGGUACAAUUUAUGUACAACUUCAUCAGUGUGUCAAGUCAUCUUAGAGGACUCGUUUGAUGAUGAUGAUAGACGCAACUCCGAUGAUGAAGAUAUCAAUUUCGUUGUUUCGGGUGACGAGAGGUCUGAUGAAGAGGAAGGCAACGACGGUAAAGAGAGUGGCGAAGAGGAAGGCGAAGAAGAAGGUGAAGAGGAUGAUUCUUUGGAGACAGAGGCUGAACACGCAUCGAAAAGGCAAAGACUGAUAACCGCUGCUGCGCGGUAGCGUUCAAGAGGCCGUCCUCGGAAAACAAUGAAAGCGAGUCAAUCCGUCAUGAAAUGGUGUACUAAUCCGCCUGAUAGACGUGGCCGACGUUCAAGCGGGAAUACAAAAUUUACCGCUUCUCCGAAAGGCGAAGCCUUAAUGCUAAGAGCCCAUUACAGGCCUUCCAGGUAUUGUUUACAAAUAAUGUUGUGGACAAAAUCGUGACUCAUACAAAUGAAGAAAUUGUCCGGGAAGUCGCACGUUUACGAGCCGCGAAUUUGAUUAUUCAAUCUUAUCAUAUACCGACAGAUGAAAUUGAAAUUAAUGCAUUCAUAGGCGUCUCUUAUUUUAGCGCAAUUUACAAAGAAUAUAAGUUAAAUACGUCAGAUAUGUGGUCGGAAGAAUUCGGACGCGGUAUUUAUAGAGCGACAUUUUCUGAAAAUAGAUUCAAAUUUUUAAUUCAUAUGCUCCAUUUUGAUGAUAAAAACACACAAUUACAGCGGAGGGCGACUGACAAAUUAGCUCCGAUUCGAGAGCUCUGAGAAAUGUUCAUGCGAAAUUGUAUUGAUAACUAUGAGCCUUCACAUAAUUGUACAAUCGAUGAACAAUUAGUUUCUUUUAGAGGCAGAUGCUCAUUUCGCAUAUAUAUGAAAAACAAACCCGAUAAAUAUGGAUUAAAAAUUCUUAUGUUGAAUGAUUCAGAACAUUUUUAUAUGGUGUCGGCGAUUCCGUAUGUGGGCAAAGUAACACCACAAAAUAAUGAUUCUGUACCAACAUACUUUGUUCGUAAAUUAGUUGAAAUGGCUUCUAUUACUGAAACUUGGCGCACUCUUACUAUGGACAAUUGGUUUACGUCAGUGCCUCUUUUCGAAAAAUUAAAAAAGGAACGUCAAUUAAGGGCUGUUGGGACAAUCAGAAAAAAUAAAAAAGAGAUUCCAUCUACAUUAAAAAUAGCAACUGCAGUAGACUCAUCUCGUUUUGUGUUUACACCUGAUCUGACGUUAGUUUCUUAUGUUCCUAAAAAAAAACAAGAAGUCUUUCUAUUAUCUUCUGUAUACCAUAAUACGAAUAUAAAUGCAACAACGAAUAAACCGCAAAUAAUUAUGGAUUAUAAUGCUUGUAAAGGCGCUACCGAUACGUUUGACGAGAAAUGUCACAUAUACUCUGUUGCACGACGCACGAAAAGAUGGCCGCUAAAAUUUUUUUAUAACAUGCUUAACCAAGCCAGCAUCAAUUCGUGCGUUUUAUAUAAUUUACAGGCCGAUAACCCAAUACUUUCUCGUUCGAAGUUCAUAAAAAAUCUGGCUAUGAGUCUUGUUGAGCCUCACUUACGACGCCGCUUAGAGAUGCAACGUUUGCGACAUCAUAUUAGAAAAAUAAUUAGCAAAUUGUUACGCGUUGAUGUACCAGCCGUACAAUAAUUCAAGAUAAUAGAAGAGACACGAGUGCGGUGCACUUUGCGAGCAUGAUAGGGUAGGGCGCACUCGCAUGAGAUGUCCAAAAUGUGCGAAGCGCAUUUGCGAUGACCACAGGUCAGGUUUAUGUACACUAUGCGUAAAUGCAUUCCAAUGAAAUACUAAUAUGUUUUGUAUACUUUUUCUGUGUUAAUAAUAUGAAUAAAAUUA
Messenger RNA from Harpegnathos saltator (Jerdon's jumping ant), 2234 nucleotides. RefSeq names its product piggyBac transposable element-derived protein 4-like. NCBI's taxonomy places the organism in Eukaryota, Metazoa, Arthropoda, Insecta, Hymenoptera, Formicidae. The record is from RefSeq and is a predicted model, not a curated record. The transcript is spliced from 2 exons. The coding region runs from base 1155 to 2030 and encodes 291 amino acids.